Molecule: messenger RNA, 498 nt
Organism: Mollisia scopiformis
Lineage: Eukaryota; Fungi; Ascomycota; Leotiomycetes; Helotiales; Mollisiaceae
Exons: 2
Biological process (GO): regulation of DNA-templated transcription
Molecular function (GO): DNA-binding transcription factor activity
Source: RefSeq, a predicted model, not a curated record
AUGUCCUCCUCCCAUCGUUCUUCCCAUCAUUCGUCCUCAAAAGGGAAGCACUCUUCCUCUUCCUCUUCUUCGAGAUCCAAACCCAAGAAGGACGACUGGUCAGAUAUCACGGACCCUGAGGAGAGAAGACGCGUUCAGAAUCGAAUUGCACAGAGAAAAUUCAGAGACAAGGCGAAAGAAGCCAAGGAACGUCAAGAACGAGACGCCAAUGACCGAGCCCAUGCUGGACACUCUUAUCACACACCCGAUCCGAGUGAAAUGGAACCAGAUGAGGAACUCUCUGGACUUCCAUGGGGUGGCAUGUCCAUGAAACAUGUAGUUUCCAGGGGCAAGGCAAGAGAAGAACAGUCCAGACGAAGUUCGAGGACACAUGAAGGAAGCUACGAUGCUCAGACACCUGUCUACGACGAUCGCGACGCAUGCUAUGAGGGGGAUGCUACCUAUUACGAAGACACGGACCCGGCUUACUAUGACUAUGGGAGUGGAAGUCAUGGAGGU